This is a messenger RNA of Oncorhynchus gorbuscha (pink salmon), 600 nucleotides long. RefSeq names its product centriole, cilia and spindle-associated protein-like. Gene Ontology annotation, cellular component: ciliary transition zone; centriole; cytoskeleton. Gene Ontology annotation, molecular function: microtubule binding. Bases 1 to 600 code for a protein of 199 amino acids. Gene Ontology annotation, biological process: regulation of mitotic spindle assembly. The record is from RefSeq and is a predicted model, not a curated record. The transcript is spliced from 3 exons. Lineage: Eukaryota; Metazoa; Chordata; Actinopteri; Salmoniformes; Salmonidae.
AUGUGCGAGUGCCUUUUGAAUUUUGUCAGCGCUUUUGAUAAAAGCUCAGAUGAAGGCCAGUCUGUAAUAGAGAACGGGGGCCAAAACGAACCAGAUGAGGGGACAGUUAACGGGUCAGUAGUACAACAUGGUCCAGUGGCUGAAACGCCAACAGAUGAGGGACCAGCAGACGAGGCGUCAUCAGACGAGGAACCGGUGAAGACUGAGCCUAAACGUCGCCACCGCCACCGUGUCCCUCACUCAGAACCAUGUAAAAGGGACUGUUCCUGUGAAGACAUCAAGCCUGCGCCUGUCAGGAAGCCCUCCAGAGCAAAGAGCCAGCCCCCAGCCAUCACUACAGAGAAGGAGAACAGACAACUUUCGUCACGGCUCGACUGUGCAGAGAGACACGCGUCAUCUGCUAGGAGGUCUACAAAUGAGAGUCGCACAUCCGACGCAUGCGUCCAGACCAGACGGGAGUCGGAUAAACGCUGUUGGAACGUGGACCGCAGGAGGGCACGGUCCGCCGACCUGGAGAAGAUACGGCGGUCGGAGUUGGCCGUGGUGGAUGACCGUUGGAUGACCGAGUACAUGCGCUGCUUCUCUGCCCGGUUGAGGUAG